Molecule: messenger RNA, 1135 nt
Organism: Pogona vitticeps (central bearded dragon)
Lineage: Eukaryota; Metazoa; Chordata; Lepidosauria; Squamata; Agamidae
Source: RefSeq, a predicted model, not a curated record
UUGAGAACCAGUGCAGGGAAACGAGGGCUUCGGCUCCUCCUAGUGCUGCGUCUUCAUUCAGGGACUCUUUUUUUUGCCAGAGCACCCUCCCCUCCGCCCCAGCGAUGAUCCCAUACAGGGCUUGGAGGGAGUGAUGAGCAUUAGUAGCAUCCAGUUCAACUGUUCAUCCAGUUUUGCCUUGGGAGAAGGUUAAGGGGAGGCCACUUUUGACCCAGUCGGAGGCUUCUUGAAGCACAGAUCAAAGAUGCAUGAAGCUGGAAGAAGCCCCCAUACCAUCCAGGAGGAAAACAAUGUGGAAUUGCGUGAAAGAAAGAGGCAGAAGGUUCUGGAUGAGAACACUGCUAGCUCAGAUGUACAGCGCCAGCGCUUCAGGCAGUUCUGCUACCAGGAGGCGGAGGGCCCCCGAGAGGUUUGCACCCGACUCCACCUUCUUUGCCAGCAGUGGCUGAAGCCAGAAAGACACACCAAGGCUCAGAUCCUGGACCUGGUGAUCCUGGAGCAGUUCUUGGCCAUCCUUCCCCCAAAAUUGGAGAUCCAGGUGAGGAAAAGUGGAGCGGAGACCAGUUCCCAGGCGGUGGCCCUGGCCGAAGGCUUCCUCUUGAGCCAAGCAGAGGAGAAAAGGCAGGAAGAGCAGAAGGUAAGAGCACUUCCUCCUGGUGUAUGUGAAGCAGGGUUGGGGAGGAUCUGGCCUUAUACCUCAGUGGGUUUGGGGGGAAAUAUGCCCUCACUCCCAGAGAUGCUGAACUCUUCCUCUGAGAGGUCAAUGAUGUGAGGGAGAGUGCUUUACAACUCUGUACCAGUUGCCAGAGGACAGAUAUCCCCAUGGCCCUUAUGUCUGAACUUUAUCUGCUGUGUUUUUUCACUAUUUUCCCUCCGGUUCCUUCCCCAAAUUCAUGUCUUCUACUCUCACCUGCUGCAGCCGAUCCAAACUCUUUCAAUGGAAGCUCAGUGCGAUUUCCUUGAAGUAGAGAAGAUGCCGUCAGGCAGCAGACAGAGUAUGCUCCCAAGUGGCGAUGAAGGUGCUUCUUUGGAGGGUAAGGAUUCAUGGUGGGAAGGGACACUUGUUUAAAGCUGAUCAGUUUCUUUGAAGCAUGCAGAAAUCCUUAAUUUUGGUGCAGGGAUGGAAAUUUCUUGG